AUCUGGCAGUUGCUGCUGGCUGUAGUCUGGAUAAUUUUCACCGGUAGAUUAGACCAGGCUCUGCUCUGGUACCCAGCAGUCACAGAGCAGUUCUACAAGGCAGCAAGAACAGAAGCUGCAACAUACUGCCUUCUUUUGGUCAGAGCUAGUCACAAGGUGCUACAGUUUGAUUGUUUGUGUCUGUCUAAAAUUUAUACAUUAGAACUCAAACCCCAAUGGUGACAGUAUUAAGAGGUGGUACCUUUGAGAGGUGAUUAGGUAUAAGGACUCUACCCUUAUGAAGAGAUUAGUGCCCUUACAAAAGAGGCUUCAAGAGCUGCCUGCUCCUUCUGCUUUUCUGCCAAGUGAGGAUACAGCAUUGGUUUCUCCUAGAGGAUUCCGCAACAAGGCAUCAUCUUGGAAGGAGAGAACAAGUACUCACCAGAUACCAAAUCUGCUGAUACCUUGAUCUUGGACUUCUUAGCCUUCAGAACUGUGAGAAAUAAAUUUCUAUUAUUUAAGAAUCACCUCAGUCUGUGGUAUUCUGUUACAGUAGCAGGAAUGGCCUGAGACACAGUGCCAGCUCAAAUCCAAGGGGUGAAAAAACAGGAUCUGCCUCUUGAUUCGGCAAGUGGCAUAUUUUAUUUGGCCUUAGAAAUUUUAAACUGAGCUUGAGUAGAUUUUAAAGUGAGGACAUUUGGGGUGGGGGAGAAGAUAAGGGUGAUAAAACCUGGGUAUUUUGCAGCAGGAAGCAGAGUAGUAAUUUAGAUGUGGGAAUGGAGCGCAGGAUUGGAAAAUGGGUUGUCAGUUGGAGUGUUAUAUAUAAUUUUACUUAUUUUUUGCUGGUAUAGUCUGUGGUGUUCUUUUAUGCCUCAGGAUCUUCAGGGAUCCCUUAAUAUUUCUUAAUUUCAUUCCUAUUCUACAUUCAAGAAACAGUUGUUGGUAUUAAAUGGCUUCUGGGGUCAGGACACUAAUGAUAGAUAUUAUGACUCUGAAAAUAUCUGGGGGUGGUUUUAAGUACACAGGCCAUAUUUAUAAUAUUGCACCUCAUGCAUAUUUAGAACGUUAAAUUUAUCCUCAAAUGUGUUUUCCGAGACAUUUUUGGAGAACUUUAAAAAUUAAACUUGAAAACUGCAAUACCAUAGAAUUACCACAAGAUGGUGCCAUGAGUAUAUUGAAAGUAUGAUAGUUUCCUCAUUCCCUUGCCCACAUCUACAUUCUGAUAGAACCUAUUAAUGAGUAUGGAAAGAAAAGAAAUAACACACCAAGCAUGUGUGGGCAGGAGCAUGCUCAUCUGAUAGACUUUCUGAGCACCAUGUAUGCGUUAGGCAGAAUCUAUAGGGGAGACCUGGCAGCAGUUGGGGAGGGUAGAUGUUUUGGAAUUGCAGGAGAGAUCUUUCUCUAGUUUUCAGGAAUAAAAAUUACUACUUAAAUAUAUUAAUAUUGCUUCAUGUCUGGAAAAAUCUCCAUUUUAAGAGAUAUUAGAAAGGAACAUAAAUGUCGAAUGAUGCAUCCUUAGGUUUGUAUGACAGAUUUAGAGAUAAGGCUAGAAUUCAUCAGUAUGAUCAUGUAUUUUACCUUUUCAGUGGAAACACAUAGUUUUAAAUGCUUGCUUUGACUUAAUUUUGAUGAAUCAACUUGACAUUUGUUAUUCAACCAAGAAAUCUGACUUUUGCAAACUAUAAUCACCAUGGUGAAUGUAUAACAAAUCAUUGAGUUUCUACAAGUUGCACUAUGUAAGUAAAUCAUUUCAGUGUGAGGCAGGUGGGUUAAAUUAUUUACAAUAUACUUAUUUAUUUAAACCUCUUAAUUAGUUCAGAAAACUCCUUUCAUAGAAUAAUUAUACAAUAAUCCAUGUAUUGGAUAGAGCCCAUAUGACUUAUGGUUUUUAAUGAUGGGACAGGCUUAGCAGGGGAAAAGGUCUUGGUCAAAAUAUGUCGAAUUGUACCUUUGAAAAGAGAGCAUCUGCUUUUCUUUGUAUAAAUCCCAAGUCCUUUUAAGAGCACUCAGGAAUUGUCCCUUACUUGUAGUUCUUCAGACCCGGUGAUGAUACAUACAGCAGAAGGAAUAUUGAUAUACUUUUCUGAUUUGUUGUCUUACUCAGAAUUGAUCACUUUUUAGUGUCUAAGUAUUUUUCAAAAUCCUGACUCUAUUCUUCAAGGAUAAGAGUUGGUGCCCUUUAUCUGUUCUCCCCAGAUAAAUUAAUUGAGACUGAUACUGUAGGGAUUAUUGAGAUUGAAGUUCCUUGUGAAUGAGAGUAGAGAAAUUUGGAAAUAGGGUGAAGUCUCAAGUUACAACUCUAUCCACCCCCUGCCACACAAAUGCUUUCAAUUUGAGACACAGCUCCAGCUGUCUUCAGUGGUGUCAGAAAUCUAAAACCACACCUGACAACGACUUGAAAAAGUCAUUGUAGAACAACUCCCUAUUCUGUACCUGUGGUUAAAAACUGUGCAAAGGAUGUGGAUUAUUCAAGGGUGUAGAUUAAGUACAGAACUCUAAGGGACUGAUACAUAAAAGAGUUUGAAUGGAACGUUGAUAAAAUGAUUAAAAGGAGUGGUUGGCCCUCUUUUUAGUGAAGGAUGGAUUGUCUUUUUUCUUUAAGAAUGCUUUGGAAUAUAAACUUUUACAUAUUAUAUGUAUUAAAAGAUCAGAAUUGCUUAAUAUCAAGUCUUGGGUUUUAGAUUUUGAAAACCAAAUACUGAUACCUUUCAAUGUGGAAACUGAGUCUCAGACAAUUAUGGCAAGUGUUUGUGUGACUGAGUGAUUUAAAUUAUCAAAGGCAUAUUUAAAAUCCUGGUGUCUGUCUGGAAUAGAAGUGUUACCCAUUUUAAACUAAUCUAGGGAGAAGGAUUUUCAGUAGUGGGCCCAGUGGUAAUUAGAGUUCAAUUUCCACUGGGGGUUCAGUGUAUUUUCACCUGGACUGACCAACUUUCUUCACACAGACAUUUGACUUUACAUCUUAACAGUGUCACAGCCAAGGAGGCUGUUGGACAAUGUGCUGGGUUAGACAGCCCUGUGGAAUGCUACAGCUGACCAUGUGGUUGGCAUAUGUCCUUGGCACUUAACAGUUUUUCUUGAGCUUGUUUUUGGGCCAGCUCUGAAACACAUUUGCUCUUCUGAUUACAUGGAGUUUGGAGGAGGUGUAAGGGCUGGAUAUUUUACUUUAUAAUGGGCUGAGUGUGCUGGUAUUCACAUAAUGUUAACCAGCUUCAUUUUAAGAGCUUGCUUUCUGGUGAGCCUGCACUGCAGUCCAGAGACUCUUGUCCUGUUCACUGAGUAAUUAUCUAUCAUUUUAUAGACGACGUAAAAGGUAUGGGGAGCUUUUUUUUUUUUUUAAUCAUAGCCCUGAAGUGUUACUGAUCUUAUAGGAUAGUCAGUUGCUUUUAGGAGCUGCUCCAUAAAACCAUCGGGGCACCAUUUUGGUUGCAAAGAAAAGAAUUCACCGAAUUAUGUUGUAUUGUCAAAAAAAUAAAUACAGUUUCCUUCUUCACAUAGAAAAUGACUUUGUGAUUGUAUUCCAUAUACUAAGAGCCACACAUUUUAGUAUAGUUUGUUCAGUGAUUAGAAGGACCACUCUCCACAUAAAUGCCUCCUGGACACUUCCCCAAUGCACGUUUAGGCCCCAACAUGCACCCAGGAAAUGCUCCUUGAAGGCAGUCACUGUUCCAUAGACCCAAAGUCUUAGUGUAAUGUCAAUGUUCUGCUAUAGUAAAGUUCUUUAAUGUACUUAAAGUAUUUAUUUGUGUAAUGUCAUAGGAAAGACUCCAAGAAAAUACAACACAUUAUUCUUGUUUUUUGGAGAACAUAUGUUUUUAAAAUGGAUUUAAAAAUUAAACAGCUGACUCUUGAUGGCAGAAAAUAUUGCUACUUUUUUCUAAAAUGGAUUCUAAAGAACCUCUAUAGCAAGCAGUAUAUAGUAUAUACAAAUAAACAGAAAUCUUUACUUCAUAAGGCACAACUUAUUUUUUUUGUUUGUUUCUGACAGUGUCACAUGCACUGUUUAACAUUAAGGAUAUUUUGCUUUUGGGUGCAAUGAGAAAAGGGUGAGAUAACCCAAUGUUUUUUGCCUCACUUUGAAGAUACAUCCUUCCUUUUAAAAUUUCCUUUUGAAAAUUAAGGUAGGUUGCUGAAAAAAAAAAUUACGUCCAGUGCCUUUCACACUAGUGGGUAUAAAGUUUAAGUAAUCAAUGAGUACUGUUAUUAUUAUGUUUUGCGGCUUUUUUGAUUCAGUAAUUUCGAGUGGCUUCUUCUGCCUUUCUUUUCCAUAUCCUAGUUUUGUCAUUGUGCAUUAUGCCACAUUUCUGCUCUGCUUUGUCUUUCAGUCUUAGUAGCACCUUUCCUCAUAUUUUUGCCCACCCAUUAAAGUAACACUACCCUCCAAAUUUCUUGCCUAAGCAAAAGAACACCUGCUUAGGUACCAUUUCCCAAUCUAUUACUUUAUAGCAGUUUAGGUAAACUUUAAUACAGUCCACAGUCUCUUACCCGCAAUUCCUGAAAUCCAAGGAGCAAUGAAAACUGGAAGAUUUUAUAAUUCACAUCAAUGAGAAAACGUGACCUGAACUAAUGUGAGCUUAAAUUAUAGCAUUUAUUUAUCCCAAUGAGUAUGAAUAUGCAUGUGUUUUGCUAUAGAAUGUUAAUGUAUCUGAUUAUAGAGUUGUUGCCCCAGACCCCAAUGUGGCAUUAUAUAACAUCCGCCAAUGGAGGCAUUAUGUAAUUCCUGGCAUAUGUAGCAUAUUACCUUUCUAAAAUCUGCAAACAUUUGAAUUCUGAAAUGCAUCAAGCACUAAGGGUUUUAGAUAAGGGAUUGACCUAUAAUCAAAUAUCCUGGUUUUAAUUUUAAACUUUUAUUACUAGGGAGCUUCAUGUGUGGUAAUGAUAAAAAUGUUUUUAGGCAUGCAAUCUCUCAUGAACUAUUUAUAUGACUAUUUUCUAAGGAAAGUUUGUGUGUUGGACGGGGCAGUGAGGACAGAAGAGAGAGAAGACACUGAACAAUUGCAAAGUCAGUGAUGCCCAGUGCUAUUUCUAAUAAUACAUUCAAAUAUUGCCCUAGGGGCUUCAGGAGACACAAAACAAACGGAAUUCAGGUGGCCAAAGUGACUGUGAGGAGUAAGUGUUCAAUGGCGUAGGUAUAUGUGUGCACACAUGCUUGUGUGCAUGUUCAAUUGCGUGCCUAAUCCGUCUCAAAGCAAGGGCAUCUAACCAACAGCAGUAAGGAGUCAACUUUACAUAUGUAGACAUAGUGAGAAUACCCAUGGGAGAGCUGUGUUUAAUGUUGCUCCAGAAUGCUGUGUUAUGUAAAUAUGUGCUGCUUAUUUUUACACAGAUGUUUCACAUUGUAGACACUUCUAAAUGUGUUACCUCAGAGCUAGUAGGAUUGCUAGAACUGAACCCAGUCAUUUAAAGAAGAUCCUCAAAUCAGGAAUUGCCUUUAUUGGAUUCUAAUUUGCUCUGCCCUCAGAGCCUCAAUGAAAACCUAAAACCCUUUCUAAAACAUGGAAUAGAACUUAAAUGUGUUCUUUGUCAAUUUGCCUGCCAGGGAUUUCUUCCGGUUUAUUUUUGUGGCUUCUAAUAAACAUUGUAUAUCUUUUUUGCUUUGCAGUUUGCAUGCACAUGUCAAAGCUGUAUAUUUUGUGAUCUCAAAUCACAGCUACUGCUUUCUGGGGUAUAGCUACCUUGUGUCUUCUAAAAACGGUGUCCAGUAGCUCUUGCAUCUUAUAUCUUAGUAACAAAGGAGGAGGGACCAUAAAAAGCAAAGGUAUAAAUGUGGGGAUAGUUGGAUAAAAAUACAGGGGUUUAAUGAUUUUUUAAAAUAAUGAGCAAAGAUGAUAGUGUUAAAAAUAUCUAUCUUGCAUGUUUAUUUUCUUGUUAAACAGAAUAGAUUUAAAUCUUGUGUAUGAAAUUGUCUUAGAGUAAACCGAUAGUAUUUUGUCCUGGUGCUAGCAUAGCAUUGCACAUUUUUAACUAUCACCAUAAUUUUAAUUUAGAGACGGGCAUUUAGGAGUUAAAGGAUGUCUGAUUUGCCCUUUAAUGGACAUCUGUGUCAAAUAUAUGGAAUUAUUUUUGUUAUAAUUGUAAUAGUCUCCAGUGAUUUCACUUGUCUAUAAUGAAGUCCCAGGAACCUACAGCUAUUUUGGUUUAUGCAGCCUUUAUAAGUCCUUAUAAUAUAGGCUACUGAUUUCUUCCCUGUAUCCUGCUCAUUGUUGAAAAGCCAGAGCUAUUUUUAACAUUUACACAAUUUCAAUAGAUGAUUCUUUAUUCCACAAGGUUUAGUGCUAAAUCUGUGGAGACUUUCAUAAUCAUAUCCUUUUUGUGGUUUGCUUGAAUUUGAUCACAGUAGCUGAUUUCAUGCAUUGAUAAUGAAGGCUUAUGUUGCCUGUUUCUCAGCAUAAAUCCACCUCAGACUUGUACGUUGACAGUGCUUCUGGUUUCAGCACGCAUGGAGAUAUAGAAUUGAAAUUGCUCUGCUUUCUUUACAAAUGACUCAGAGUGUGCUUGUCCUUCCCUAAAAUGUUGCCAGCGUGUAAAGGAUUUUCAAUGAGCAGCGCAAUAAGCCAGCAACUGGGAAGGCUUGGAGCGGCACUGAUAUAACGUGGUGCUGUCACACAGAUAAUCAGGGCUGGAGCCAAGCCUCGGUAGCGCUGUGCAUUACCCUGGUCACAUACUGGAAGUUUUGUCUAUCUAACUUGGUUGCUCUUGAAGCUGGUGAAAGCCCUGCCAGGAUGUGGAGUGGACUUCCUAGCAGAGGUAGUACAUGCCACACUACUACCCUUCCUGCUCUUGUGCGCACACCUACCCUGAUGAUGCAGCCUUCACUGGAUAUCAAACCAUUUAUGUCUUUUCCAGUGGACAGUAGUUCUGCUGUUGGGCUCUUUCCAAAUUUUAACACAAAAAGAAGAGGCUUAUUUGGGACCAAUAAAUUUUGCCAGAUGGAUCCUGUGCAAAAGGCAGUUAUUAACCAUACAUUUGGAGUAUCCAUUCCCCCAAAGAAGAAACAAGUUAUUUCUUGUAAUGUCUGUCAGCUUCGCUUUAAUUCUGAUAGCCAGGCCGAGGCCCACUACAAAGGAAGUAAACAUGCCAAGAAGGUCAAAGCACUAGAGGCAACGAAAAAUAAACCCAAAAUGGUUUCUUCCAAGGACAGCGCAAAGGCUAAUCCCAGCUGCUCCAUCACUCCAAUCACAGGCAACAACUCUGACAAAUCAGAAGAUAAAGGGAAGUUAAAAGCCAACAGUUCCAGUCAGCCGUCAAGCUCUGAAAGUGGCUCAUUUCUCCUCAAAUCUGGCACAACACCCCUGCCACCUGGAGUAGCCACUUCUCCCUCCAAGAGCACAAAUGGAGCUCCCAGUACUGUUGCUGAAUCAGAAGAAGAAAAAGCCAAAAAAUUACUUUAUUGUUCACUAUGCAAAGUGGCUGUGAACUCCCUGUCACAGCUAGAGGCACACAACACAGGAUCUAAACACAAGACCAUGGUUGAAGCUCGUAAUGGGGCUGGUCCAAUUAAAUCCUAUCCUAGACCUGGAUCAAGAUUAAAGGUGCAGAAUGGCAGUAAGGGAUCAGGACUACAGAACAAGACAUUUCAUUGUGAAAUCUGUGAUGUUCAUGUUAAUUCAGAAAUUCAACUCAAACAGCACAUUUCUAGCCGAAGGCAUAAAGAUCGAGUUGCAGGGAAACCACUGAAGCCAAAAUACAGCCCUUACAACAAACUCCAACGGAGCCCAAGUAUUCUAGCAGCAAAACUUGCAUUCCAGAAAGAUAUGAUGAAGCCUUUGGCCCCAGCCUUCCUGUCCUCACCUCUUGCGGCGGCGGCGGCCGUGUCCUCUGCGCUGUCACUCCCACCUCGGCCUUCUGCCUCGCUCUUCCAGGCUCCAGCCAUUCCUCCAGCUCUUCUGAGGCCGGGGCACGGGCCCAUCCGCGCCACUCCUGCCUCCAUCCUCUUUGCUCCGUACUAACGUCUGCAAAACCCAAGACGUUUGAGGCCAGUAGGAAGCUGAGAAGAAAAGCCACAGGGAUUCAGCAAUUUAAGCAGUUUGUAUUGCAGUACCCCCAUUCACCCACAAAAUGCAGCCUACCCACCCCAAGCCCCAGUUCCAAAGAGAAACACAUCACUAGAUUCAAGAGGGCUUUUAGAGACCGCUCCUAUAAUUUAGGAAUCUGAGCAGCAUAGGCUUUAUCUCCCUAUUUCCUCCCUGACCCUAUCCCGUUCAAUUUGUAUAUCUCAGAUAUUUGGUUUCUUGCACAUGUAUUGGUCAGAAAGAAAAAGAAAGAAAAUCAUUCUCUAUUUUUCCAUGGGUAUGAUCUGGCUUAAAACAAUAUGGAAUAUUUUCCUGACAGACUUGAAAACUAGGAUCUUCCUCAGAUGUCUGUAAAUAACUCUGGUAUCCAACUGGGUGUAUUCUAGUGUGGAACAAAAAUCAGUGAACACAAGUGCUUACUUGUGGAUACCACCUUACCAACGUAUCACAAAGUUCUCUUUUUGGUGUACUGUUGACACGGAUUGUGUACUGUUUCGACCCAAGUACUGUUGUAUCCUGUGUAGUACUAGAUUUGUAUCUCUUGUCUGAAUUGAACAUUUUUAGUUGCUGUGUAAAUGUUAGGAAGCAACGUAGCUUUGAAUUUUCUCUUUAAGAGAACAAAAGAUAAAGUAAUGUAUUUUUGUUGUUUCACAUUUUAUUUGGAGAUAUUUAAAUGAAAUAGAAAGCCAUAUAACAUAGCUAUAAUUACUACCUGUUUGCUAUUUUUGUUUAACUUAUUUUGUAGCUUCCUCACUGGUUUGUGUUGCUAAGCAAAUGUAUACAAACAGAAAAAGAGCUUCCUAAAUUGCACAUUUUUGCAUCUCUUGUGCAUUCUGCAAGAAGACAAUGAAUCCAUGUAUUUCUAUAUAAUUAUCUUCUUCAUUUUUAACCUGUUUUCAUUUGUAAUGAUGCUACAUAAUUUUGUGGCUCUUUAAUGCAAUAAUGUACAGAAGAUUAAAAAAAAUUUAUAAUUGAAGAAUUUGUUUUUCUGUUCACUGAAUAUGUUGCAGGUCAUGCUCCCAUGCCCCCCUUUCUAAGCUGGUAUCAGCAAGACUGGAAUGUUUGUGAUAUCAGGGGCGAGCUGUCAUAAAACAACAAAAUAGAGUAAACUCUUUUAGAGCAUCUGUAUCUGCAACCUGUAAAUGGUAAAAUGUCUGUGUAUUUUUUUAAAUGUACCUUUUCAAUAAAAGUACAAAAUAUAAAACCUG
Messenger RNA from Sapajus apella (tufted capuchin), 9196 nucleotides. RefSeq names its product zinc finger protein 385B (gene ZNF385B). The record is from RefSeq and is a predicted model, not a curated record. Gene Ontology annotation, cellular component: nucleus. The coding region runs from base 6699 to 7925 and encodes 408 amino acids. Gene Ontology annotation, molecular function: nucleic acid binding; zinc ion binding. NCBI's taxonomy places the organism in Eukaryota, Metazoa, Chordata, Mammalia, Primates, Cebidae. The transcript is spliced from 9 exons.